Megachile rotundata (alfalfa leafcutting bee) is the source of this 9263-nucleotide messenger RNA. RefSeq names its product Nuak family kinase 1 (gene Nuak1). The record is from RefSeq and is a predicted model, not a curated record. Gene Ontology annotation, molecular function: tau-protein kinase activity; ATP binding. Gene Ontology annotation, biological process: microtubule cytoskeleton organization; intracellular signal transduction; protein phosphorylation. Gene Ontology annotation, cellular component: cytoplasm. NCBI's taxonomy places the organism in Eukaryota, Metazoa, Arthropoda, Insecta, Hymenoptera, Megachilidae.
AAAAUUAGUAAAUAAAGAUGGUGGCAGCGCGUGAGCCGUGUGCGGUAUCGUCACGCGAAAAAUGUCUGGUAAAAUGAAGUGGAAACGGAGAACGUUCGCGAUCUCUCAGAAAAAUUCCAAAGUUCUAGAGACCUAGUGAUCGAGUUGAUCGUAUGGACAAUAAUAACAGUGUAAAUAGUGUAUUUUUCUUAUAUUUCCCUGGGAGCGGAUAGCAGCCGAAAAGAGGAUAAUUUGGCUCCAGAGUUCACUGUAAGAUCGACACGAGUAAGGCAAAAUGGUGGUCGGCGAGGCAAGCAUACACAACAUAAUGGGAGGGAUGGAGAGCACGGGUGGCGUCAGACUUCACAAUCACAAACGGAAGUUGAAGCAGAGGUUCGACAUCAUCAAGAAGCUCGGUCAAGGUACUUACGGCAAAGUCCAGUUAGGGCUCAACAAGGAAACCGGCCAGGCGGUAGCGAUCAAGACUAUAAAGAAAUGUAAAAUAGAAACGGAGGCGGAUCUGAUCAGGAUACGAAGGGAAAUUCAAAUAAUGUCGAGCGUGCAACAUCCGAAUAUUAUCCACAUAUACGAAGUCUUCGAAAACAGAGAGAAAAUGGUGCUGGUAAUGGAGUACGCGGCCGGCGGCGAACUGUACGAUUACUUGAGCGAACGGAAGAAAUUGACGGAACAAGAGGCUCGGAGGAUAUUUCGACAGAUAGCCAUCGCCGUCUUCUACUGCCACAAACACAAAAUCUGUCACAGAGACUUGAAGCUCGAAAAUAUUCUGCUGGACCAAGUCGGGAACGCGAAAAUAGCAGACUUUGGUCUGUCGAACGUGUUCGACGAGCAAAGGCUGUUGAACACGUUCUGCGGCAGCCCUCUGUACGCCAGCCCCGAGAUCGUCAAGGGUACUCCUUACCACGGUCCGGAGGUCGACUGUUGGAGCUUGGGCGUCCUCCUUUACACGCUGGUUUACGGUGCCAUGCCCUUCGACGGGUCCAACUUUAAACGACUAGUCAAACAGAUCUCGCAAUCCGAUUAUUACGAACCUAAAAAACCCUCGCCCGCGUCUCCCCUCAUCAAAGAUAUGCUGACCGUUUGCCCCGGCAGACGAGCCGACAUCGAAAGGAUCUGCACUCAUUGGUGGGUAAACGAAGGUUACGAGCAGAAUUGUCUCGACAUCGCCGAGGACCUGGCGGCCCAAACGCCCGUUAGAUUGGAUUUACUGCUCUCUUUGGUACCUCAAUCGGCCAGCGCGGAAAAGCUGGUCGUAGGCGAUCAACAGCCGGUCGGGGACGUCGCGAAUAACGUGUCUUCCGAAACUUUGGUACCUACCAGGUGUCACUCUGUCGGUAGCUUGAUGGAAUUGGAUCAGAACAAUUCCGACAGGCGAAUCAGAGAAUUAUUGCUGGAGGAGGAGCCAAGAACGGCGCCGAUCACCGGCGAAGCGAAGCGAAAGCUGGAGACGACGCCUUCGAUGGACGAAACCGCUGCCGCUGGCGCCAAGCGGAAAGAACGCUCCAGAAAGAAAGAGAGACCGGAAGAGAGAGAACCGAGAACGUACAAAUCCGCGUCCAGGCAUCACUCGGCCCCGAUUCCAAACUCCAUCACGGAGGAACCCAUGGAAGUCGAUCCUACGAUGAUCCUUCCUGUCAGUCCGAGCAUCGAUUUGAACACGGUGGAAUCGACGGCAGCUUGUUUGGAGUUGAUACAGGAGUGUACCGAACGAUCGCCGAGCAAGGAACGUAGCAAAACUCCGGUCGCGGUCGGACAGGAGAAACGAGAGUCCGUCGAUGCUCGAAGCGAACCCGAGGAACAACGUUCGCGGGACGAAUCCCCCAGAGCCACCGAAGACGCGUCGAUGCUCGACGAAGCGGCUAGCGACGCGACUUCGACGCAACCGGUAUCCGAAUCCGUCGCGGACACCGAUCGGGAUCGCGUUAUCGAGAACGAAACGUCGGCCAGCCACGACUCGAUCAAUUUGGAGGCGACGCAGAGGGAGUUUAAGAAAUUGAAAGAGAAGGCGCUGUCUCUCGACUCGGAAUUGUCCAGCGAAACUCGCGACGUCCCCGCGAAGACGUUCGAGAGAAGACGCUCCAAGAUAUUCGAAACCGCCGAGAAGUUCAAUCAGAUGGCGUCGAACGUGGACAGCGAAAAACCGAAGAAAAUCUUUAUACCCGGGGUGAACGUGGGAGGCGCGAAACGCGUGUUCGAAAGGAAAGCCAGUCUCUCCUCGGUUAGUACGCCUCCUCCGGCUAAACCCGGCGCUUCCAAGGUGAUCAUCGACGUUCCCUCGGAUACGAAGAAGAACGACAAGUCGAAGCCGCAACCGGAAACGGAGGGACAGCCGGACGAGGAGAAGAAGAAGGACGAAGCCAAGAAGCGAGCCGUCGAUAUAAUAAGUGGCGCGAUCGGUAAACCGCCCGUGCAAAAGAGGGUAAACGGCUCACCGCCGACUUCGCCGCCGACUUCGCCGCCGACUUCACCGCCGAGUCAAGAACCGAAAAAACUACCGCUCAAGAUACCGGUCGGAACGAACGAUUUGCGUUCGGCCACCGUCUCCGUUUCCACGCCAGUCGAUACCAAAUUCUCCUUCGACGAUCAACGAUCGGACAAGAACAAACGCGCGACGAUAUCCACGUCCGUGUCGGCGAGCACGAACGCCGAGCCGUCGAACGUCGACGAUUCGCAGUUGGACGAGCCGAAAAUGUCCAGUAAAAUGGAGAUUACGCUGAAGAGCGCGACGCUACCUAGACCGCGGAAGACCAGUAAAGCGGAGAUCUCGUUGUCGAGCGGCAAACCGCAACAAGUUCCCGUUGCGUUCAAGUCCGAAGUGGAAGCAAAGAUCGACGCGUUUCAACCGCAGAAGCUACGAACCCAAAGAUCGGAGGUCGCGUUUCCGGUCGCGGCCGUGGUGCCGCAGGUGAAUCGAAGCUCGAGCUUGGAGCCCGAGAGCAGACCGAAGUACGCCGCGCCUAAAGAGAGGAUAAUACCGAUUCAGGUGGAGGCGGAUAACGAACGAUCGCGACGCUCGUCGACGCCGCCGGCAUCGAAGCCACCCGUGGCGCAAAGAUCGAUUUCCCAACGGUCGGGAUCGUUGUCUCGACAGUCGACCGCCGACUCGGACACGGACAGCGCUCUCGGCUCGACCGUCGGCCCGGAACCGAUCAGAAAGAGUCCUCGAGAGUACAUUAUACCCAUCGCCGUGGAAGGUGGCGGAUACGUGACUCCUAGGUCGGGUAGCGUAGAACCCGAGAGCAAAACUGGCACACCGACUAGCACGAACGCUCCGCGAUCCAGGUUUACCAGACCGCGAAGAAUGAGUUCUCUUCUGUCCGACGCUAGCGAAGACGAAUCUCCCUUCUCCACGUUGCACAGGGAUAGCGAGGACCUGUUGCAGCGACAUAUGCACAGAUUGAGAAGCUCGCGACCGUCGAGGCAGCCACCGGAACACGCGGACAGCCUCUCUUCCGGAGAGGACGACGACGACGACGGAUUCGAAUUGUUGACCGCCGAGAAUCUCUUCUCCACGCUGCUCUCCAGAGUGCGAAGCUUGACGCAGAGGCUAAACGUGGACGAUAAUCGUAGCACCGGUUUUCCGAGUUCCCGACUAUUCGGAAGACUGGGAUCCAACUCCUCGCAAGCUUUCUGGGCUCUCAAUAAACCGUUGUCGAGGCGAUUGUCGGAGUCUCAAUUCAGGCAUUCUCUCAGCCGCGAAGGUGACGCGUUCUCGAAGAAGGAUUCCGUCAACUCGACGAACCCGACCACUCCGAACAGUCCAGGAUCGCGUGCCACUCCGUCGAGAGAGACCGUGUUCGAUACCGGCAACGUCACCUUACCGAGAGAUAAAGUAGAAUGCCAACACGUAGAAGCGGAGCCGGCGCGAGUCAGGAAAGAGACGCAAGAAUCCUUGGAACAAAACUUCACGCCCAGUUUGGCGAGGCGAUUGAGCAGGACGUUGAUCGAACAAAACGCCGGAUCUUCUUCCGUUUUCUACGAGAAUCGUUGCAGAUCACCGAACGGCGAGUCCGAAGCCACGGAUCGUUCGAUCGUCUCCGCCGUGUCCGAUCAGACCGAAUACAGGCAGAGAGCGGGUAGCAGAAGCCUCGGAAGAACCAACAGUUUAUCGGAACGAUCGAUCGAGAAAGCGUCGGCCGGGCGCAGCGAGUACGCCGAAGAGGACAGGGGCGACGAUGCCCGAUCAUCGAAAGAAUCGCGGACGAACGCGAGUUUCGACAAGCGAUGCAAGGACGCGACCGGCGCGAGAAACGCUUCGAAGCUUCGAAGAGAGAGCUUCCGUUCGUACGGAACGGACAAGAUCCAGGAGGAGACGGUCGACGGGGAAAAACGGGAGAAGGCCGAAAACAACGGCUCCGUCUCCGAGUACGGUUGCGAGUCGAACACGAACCUACUCGACGCGACGUCCAGCGUCUCGGCAAAAUCCUGCGAGAGCUCCUCCACCGAGUCGAAUCCCUCCUCGAACUUGUUCGAUUAUAAAUCAGCGGCCGCCUACAAGUCCGCCGAACUUUCGAGAAAUUUCGAGAACAGAUUAUUGGCAGCGGAGAAUCUGAUCAAAGAGUCGAAAUUGAAGAACCUCGGACCAACGGGUGGUAUACCGGGUAAGUUCGAUCGAAACUUGAGCUCCAGCUACAGGGACACGGACAAAUGCGAGAAGCGAUCGUUGAUCUCGAUAGGCGAACCGAUCAAUUCGACGACCACCCUCUCGAAACGACGAAGCUGCAUCCCCAGUCUGAGACUGCGUUCCGGUUCGUUGACCAGAGAACCGUUUUCCAUCGGCGAUCGUCGAAAAUCGUUCGCGGACUCGCUGGACGGUGGACUCGUAUCGCGAUCCGUCAGCCCGGAGAAGUCGCUGUUGAGCAAGUUGUUCAAAGGCGGUGGAAACCGAGAAAACGACGCGAGGGACAAAGAAAAGGACAAAGAGAAGGAGAAGGAUAAAACGCAAAAGUCGAAGCAACGCAGGAUAUCGCGAUUCCUUCGGCCAGACUUCUUCGACACGCCUAGGGAGGAGAGCCGAUACGCGAAGGAGAAGGAGGCGCAGAAAGCGGCGGAGAACGAGCGACGCAAGUCUCGGUUCAUGAGGAGGAAGACCGAGAACGGUAGCGGAAGCGGCGGCGACGCUCUCGCGGCGCGGGAAAACAGCGUCGAACGGGAGAAACAGCGAGAGAAGGAACUGAAGAACGAGAUCAACUCGCUGAAGAGGGACUCGCGGCUCUCGCGAGACGUCGACGAAUCUUUCGAGGGGAAAAAGGACGCGGCAACGUCGCCGGAGGAGAGCUCGAAAAACGGUUUCUUGCACUCGUUGGAGAAAAAACUGGAGAAGCUUCGGUCGAACGACGAAUCGUCGGAGAACGCGCGCGAACGAUCGGCACCGCCUGCCGCCGAAUCUUCCUCCAAGGAAUCGAGCUCCGCGAAGAGAGCCGUCAGCGUCGAGGAUCUCUCCUGUUCGAAGAAAAAGACCGGUCAGAAUUCGUCGAGGAGCAGAGUUUCGUCCGUUCUCGGCUUGUUCAAAAGCGGUGACGCGAAACAACCGACGCGAUCGCAAAACGCUAUUCUGAGCAAGUUGAAGAGAAGUCCGCCCAAGAGCAGCAGCAACAGCAAACCCGACGAGGACACGAGCUCGUCCGCGAGCACCGCCACCAGCAGAAUACCGACCAAGCUCGCCAAGUGCGACUCGAAGAUGAACAGAAAGAUCGUCGAGCCUAAGAGAACCGCCGACGGAGGAGGCGAGAACAACGCGAAAAGAUCUCCGACGAAGGAGACGGCCGUUAGGGCGAUCAACGGGAAAGAGAAGAAGAAAACGACGGAUCGAGAAUCGGAGGAUAAAACGAACGAGGAUAGACGAUCGGUCGCGACGAAAACGAACAAAUCGAUUCGGGCAUCGGCGGAAAACGGAUCGAGCAGCGUCGAUUCGGACAAAAAGACGAAGAGAUCGACGAAAAAAUCGCCGGGAGAGCAUUCGGAGAGCGGCGACUCCGAGGGAACGAAAAAGAAAAAGAUCGUGCGAGCGGCGAAGAAAAUCGUGAAGAAAUCGUCCGAUAACGGGGAAGAUAAAACGAGCGAGGAGAAGGAAAAAUCCGGGAAAAUUCGAGCGAAAAAGAAAACCGGUGAAUCGAACGGAUCCGAUUCCGCGGUUGGCAACGGAACGAGCAACGAGAACGAAGUAGUAGACGCCGCCGAGCGAAACAAGAGUCAGGAAUCGCAGCGACCGAACAGAAGCAACUUGAAGCUCGAUCUCUCCAAGAUACCUCAACACUCGUUCCGAAACACCACGCCCAAGAGAGACUCGCCGAAAUCCGAGUCGCCGAGAGUCGUCUCCCUUUCGAACGCGAUCGAGAAAUCGACCGCGAACGACAACGUCCCGGACAAACUGAUAGAGUGCCUUUCGAAGGUGACGCACCGCGCCAGUAUCACGGGCAACAAGAUCGUAAUAGACAAACCACUGCGCGCCAAAGACGUUGCCGAACUGAAGCGGGAGGUGACCGAAUGCGCCAAAAUGAUCGAGAGCCACGCGGAGUCGAUCUCGCAACCGACGACGGACCGAGCUGUUCUCCCGAAACGAUCGGAACGAUCGAAAGAAACGGAUGAAAAGAACGAGGAUCGCGCGGACAAGAUCGACACACCGAAACAAUCUCCGGUGGUCACUAAGAGAAGUCCGCCCAAGAGCAGCAGCAACAGCAAACCCGACGAGGACACGAGCUCGUCCGCGAGCACCGCCACCAGCAGAAUACCGACCAAGCUCGCCAAGUGCGACUCGAAGAUGAACAGAAAGAUCGUCGAGCCUAAGAGAACCGCCGACGGAGGAGGCGAGAACAACGCGAAAAGAUCUCCGACGAAGGAGACGGCCGUUAGGGCGAUCAACGGGAAAGAGAAGAAGAAAACGACGGAUCGAGAAUCGGAGGAUAAAACGAACGAGGAUAGACGAUCGGUCGCGACGAAAACGAACAAAUCGAUUCGGGCAUCGGCGGAAAACGGAUCGAGCAGCGUCGAUUCGGACAAAAAGACGAAGAGAUCGACGAAAAAAUCGCCGGGAGAGCAUUCGGAGAGCGGCGACUCCGAGGGAACGAAAAAGAAAAAGAUCGUGCGAGCGGCGAAGAAAAUCGUGAAGAAAUCGUCCGAUAACGGGGAAGAUAAAACGAGCGAGGAGAAGGAAAAAUCCGGGAAAAUUCGAGCGAAAAAGAAAACCGGUGAAUCGAACGGAUCCGAUUCCGCGGUUGGCAACGGAACGAGCAACGAGAACGAAGUAGUAGACGCCGCCGAGCGAAACAAGAGUCAGGAAUCGCAGCGACCGAACAGAAGCAACUUGAAGCUCGAUCUCUCCAAGAUACCUCAACACUCGUUCCGAAACACCACGCCCAAGAGAGACUCGCCGAAAUCCGAGUCGCCGAGAGUCGUCUCCCUUUCGAACGCGAUCGAGAAAUCGACCGCGAACGACAACGUCCCGGACAAACUGAUAGAGUGCCUUUCGAAGGUGACGCACCGCGCCAGUAUCACGGGCAACAAGAUCGUAAUAGACAAACCACUGCGCGCCAAAGACGUUGCCGAACUGAAGCGGGAGGUGACCGAAUGCGCCAAAAUGAUCGAGAGCCACGCGGAGUCGAUCUCGCAACCGACGACGGACCGAGCUGUUCUCCCGAAACGAUCGGAACGAUCGAAAGAAACGGAUGAAAAGAACGAGGAUCGCGCGGACAAGAUCGACACACCGAAACAAUCUCCGGUGGUCGACUACGCGAACGAGCCUUUCUCCCCCGUCGACGAGCCGGAGAGCUUCGACUCGUGGUCGAUCAGCUCGACCGAGCUGAACCACGCGAGACGAGAUUUGCGCUCGCCCGGAUCGCCUUCGCGCUCUUUCUACGCGAAGAGCGACGACUCGGAUUCCGUGAUCGAGCGUAUUCGCAGGCGAAGCUUCUACUCCCGAUUCAACGACAAACGGAGACCGUCGCUGACGGCACCGCCACCGGGACUGAAUUUGCCCACGAGCGCCACCUUGCCUCGUAAAUUCAGCUUUACCGGUCGGGAUCGCUGCAGCAAGUACGGUACCACCGGGUUGGCUUUCUCCUCGAACGCCGGCAGAUACGCCGCGGACAGAAACUACGCUCUGUACGCCGACGAGAACGUCGCGCUGCCGCGCAACCGGUCUCUCGACAGAUCCAGAUACUCGGACACCGAUUUCGCGUCGCCGACUGAUCAUCAUCUGCCAGCGUUAUCCUCUUCCUACGACCCGCUCAGAAGAUACCUCAGGUCCCCUACCUUCGACCUAUCCGCCUCCAGAUCGAGGUACCACAGCGCCGAUUUUGCCGAACCCGACCUCUUGGCUUACAGGAGUCCGCCUCUCCUCGCGGGUUUGUCGUCGCACAACGACGGUCACGCCACUUCCUCUUCGUCCUCCUCUCUAGCCUCCUCCACUUUGCCAAGAAAGUACUCGAGUACCGUCCCCGAGCCGAAGACCGUUCAAUACUACGAGGAACUGCUGGCUCCUAGCAGCGUGGAUUAUCUGCCGACUACCAGGAGAUCUCCGUUGUCCGGCGAAUAUCUGAAUCCGAGAUGCGAGAACGGAUACUAUAACGGAAACCUGGACGCGCGUUCCAACGACGCGAAACGAAAACCGAUGUCGGAAGUUGUCGAUCGACCGACCGAACAGACCAGAAUCAAAAGCGAUGCGAAAUGUUCGCCUUCGUCGUCCACGGAUAUCGCGACCGUUCCUACCGACGAUCACAGCUAAUUCGACUCUCGUCGCCGGACCAGCUAGCCUACCUGCCGCGACGACCUUGACUCGCAAAACCUCCAAGCAGAACGGCCGGACGAAACGGAAAACAGUAGUAAUGCUCCAGCUACCGACAUCGCAGCGUAUAAGCGACGCACGGAACAUUUUCAACGAGAUAGAUCUCGUUUCGUCGGUAUUUCUCCUCGAAACGAUCAAGUAUUCGGUAUACGUAAACAUUCGACCGACCAUCGACAAAUUUCGAUUCAGAUUUUUUUCGACUUUUAUUAUUCGAUCGCGUGCAAUAUCCAGUAAUCGUUUGCAAGCUCGUGCGCUCCUGAAAUUCGAAUUUGCGUCGACUCGAAUAAACUAGGCGCCGCCGAUUAUACAAAACUGCUGUACGAUACUCUUUCCGCGAUCGACGAAAUUUCGAUAACGAAUCGUCGUCACUGAACGCUUUACAUAUUUUUCACCGUCAUCGUCUUUAAAAUCCAAUAGCCAGACUUGUUUGGUUCGAUUGAAAAACUACGCGAUUCUAAGUCUUUACUAUAUUCUUAUUAUUAUU